AUUUUUUUGUUUGUUUGUUUUAGGGGCUGAUGUUAUCAACUUUGAUGGCCAUGUUGUAUUACCAUAUAGAUUCAGAAACAAGAAGAUGAAAACACUGAAAGAUGUCAUUGCCUUGAAAUUUAAGACGUCUGAAAGUGAAGGAGUAAUCUUGCACGGAGAAGGACAGCAAGGAGAUUACAUUACCUUGGAACUGAAGAAAGCCAAGCUGGUCCUCAGUUUAAACUUAGGAAGCAACCAGCUUGGCCCCAUAUAUGGCCACACAUCAGUGAUGACCGGAAGUUUGCUGGAUGACCACCACUGGCACUCUGUGGUCAUUGAGCGCCAGGGGCGGAGCAUUAACCUCACGCUGGACAGGAGCAUGCAGCACUUCCGCACCAACGGAGAGUUUGACUACCUGGACUUGGACUAUGAGGUACACUUGAUGACGUAGAAAUUGUGAUAAAACGUCGGGCAACUGCGUCACUCUCCUACUGUACUGUAUUAUUGUUAACUAUAUUACGAGUUACACCAUUUUUAUUU
This is a messenger RNA of Chlorocebus sabaeus (green monkey), 519 nucleotides long. The record is from RefSeq and is a predicted model, not a curated record. Lineage: Eukaryota; Metazoa; Chordata; Mammalia; Primates; Cercopithecidae.